AUGAUAAAAAUCGUACAAUGGUAGAUAGAGAUUUAAACGAUAUUGAUAAUCAGUUGUACGAAGAUUUAAAAAUUUUAUUCUUUACACUUGGAAUUGAAAUAGCCCCAUCCAUUAAUGAAUAA
This is a messenger RNA of Diversispora eburnea, 122 nucleotides long. Lineage: Eukaryota; Fungi; Glomeromycota; Glomeromycetes; Diversisporales; Diversisporaceae. The record is from the annotation of a GenBank genome assembly.